Molecule: messenger RNA, 1384 nt
Organism: Phanerochaete carnosa HHB-10118-sp
Lineage: Eukaryota; Fungi; Basidiomycota; Agaricomycetes; Polyporales; Phanerochaetaceae
Exons: 2
Coding region: 82-1305 (407 amino acids)
Molecular function (GO): protein binding
Source: RefSeq, a predicted model, not a curated record
AACAUCAAUACGUAGGGAGAGGGUGAAGACCUGCCGCGCGACAUUGCCCAGUUUCUGCAACGAACCAAGCCCGCGAUUGUCAUGGACGACCAGAAAUGCGGGACGAUAUCCCAUUACGAGAGUAUCUGUCGCCGUCGCAAGUCCGCUUGUCUCGACCGCAAUCGAGAGGACGCCAACGAGGGCUUCAUCCUUACCGACCACACUCUGCAGGCAGGACGCACGGUCGAUAGCCGCCUGCUCCUUGGUCCUGAUGCAACGCCGCACGACUGGCCACACAUGCAGUUCACCCACAAAAACGCCGAGAACGGUGCCGUCACAUCCGCCGCUAUCUCACCUAAUGGCAAGUGGCUCGCGGCGUCCUUCGACGACGUCUUCGUCACCAUCUGGCGCCUCUGCGACGGCAGGGUCCUCCAGAAUCUCGACGACGACGGGCACAACGACACCAUCUGGACCAUCGCGUGGGACCCAGACGGCACUUCGCUCGCCUCCGGCUCUGCAGACCACGACGUCAUCGUAUGGGACGUCGCCUCCGGUCAGAUCGUGCACAAGCUGGAGGGACAUGAGUCAGACGUCACUGCUCUCGCAUAUACGCCAGACGGGAUCAUCCUUGCGUCAGGCGCAGCAGACGCCGAGGUGCGUCUCUGGGACGUGGAGACGGGCGACCUCAAGGCGAAGCUCGCGGGCCACACUAUCGGCAUCACGCACGUCCUCUUUUCGCAGGAUAGCACGCGUCUCGCGGCCUGCACGGACUUGGGUGUCACGCUCUGGGACCCGCGGACGAGCCAGCGCGCCGUGGAACUGCACGGACACACAAGCGCCGUUUGGGCCGCUGCGCUCGCAGCCCAGAGCGAUCGCCUCGUCACCGGCAGCGAGGACAUGAGCGCCCGUGUCUGGAGCGCAGACGACGGCACCGAGCUCGUCACGCUGCAGGAGCAUACGGGCGCCGUCUGGGCAGUCGCAUUCUCGCCCGACGGCAGCCAGGUUGCGACUGGGUCAUACGACGGGCAGGUGAUUGUCUGCGACUCCUGGACGGGCAAGUGCCUGCACGCCUUCGGCAAGCAACUCACGAAGCCCGCCGAAGCUGUCGCGUAUUCGACGAACGGACGUCUCAUCGCUGCCGGGUCUGCAGACGGGCAUGUCAGAGUCUGGGAUGCAAGGUCUGGAGAGGCUAUCGCUGAGUUCGAAGGACAUGAAGAGAAAGUCAAGAAAGUCAUGUUCACACCUGACGACGGGGAGCUUGUGUCAGUUGCGGAGGAUGGGACUAUCCGAGCAUGGGGGAUUUCAGAUGUACUGUCUUUAUUGUGAUAUAUCCGUUUCUAUAUGAUCGUACCGUGACUUUAUGUACUUGUUUCCUGGGUUAUAUCUAGGUGAUAUUGGAACAUUG